UUCCUGUGGCUGAAGGGGUGGGUCAGAGCUUACAAAAGAUCAAGUACAAACUUAUUUCCUCUUCGGGGAGCGGUAGGAAGCACUCAGCAUCGGGUAUUCUACUGAGCAGCUCGAGGUUGUCUCGUUGUCUCGGUGUCUCCUCCAUCCACAAGUGGAACAAGCAGACGACGAGCAGACUCUGUCCAGGCCUCAUUUGUCAUCCGUAUCAGGUGAGCCGGACUUGUUUUGGCACACUGGCACUCACUAACAACCGCUGAAGGUGAAAAAGGGGAAGUUGACCUGAAGGUUUUUUUCCUUAACUAGAAGUAGUCCUUAAGUUGGAGAAAAUGCUAGAGAUGGUCACAGAAAGAAUGCUGGAAGUGUAUGACAAGCUUCUAGAAUGGAGAGACCCACGGGUGAGGGGCUACCCACUGAUGGACAGUCCAGUCAACAUGACUGCUAUUCUGCUCGUCUACCUCUUCUUCGUACUGUAUGCAGGCCCUCGGAUAAUGGCCACCCGUAAACCUUUCCAACUAAAAGGGCCCAUGAUUGUCUACAACUUCUUCUUGGUUUUUCUGUCAAGCUUCAUUGUGUAUGAGUUCUUGAUGUCAGGGUGGCUCACAGGAUAUACGUGGAGAUGUGACCCAGUUGAUUACUCAGACAGUCCACAAGGACUGAGGAUGGUCAGAGUGGCAUGGUUGUUCCUCAUCUCAAAGUUCAUCGAGCUCAUGGAUACAGUGUUUUUUGUGCUACGUAAGAAACACAGUCAAAUUACAUUCCUACACAUCUUCCACCAUUCUUUCAUGCCCUGGACUUGGUGGUGGGGUGUCAGCUUUGUUCCUGGUGGAAUGGGAUCAUUCCAUGCCAUGGUCAACUCUGUUGUCCAUGUGAUCAUGUAUUUCUACUAUGGCCUCUCUGCUGCAGGACCUCGAUUCCAGAAGUACCUCUGGUGGAAGAAAUAUAUGACAGCCAUCCAGCUGACACAGUUCGUGUUGGUGUCCCUUCAUGCUACACAGUAUUACUUCAUGGACAGCUGUGAUUAUCAGAUGCCUCUCAUCCUCCACCUCAUUUGGAUGUAUGGCACCUUCUUCUUCAUUCUCUUCUCCAACUUCUGGUAUCAGGCGUACGUGAAGGGCAAGCGGCUGCCCAAGAGCACUGAACAGCUCAGUGUGAACAGCAAGGACAAUAGUGCUCUGUCCAAUGGAGCUGUUGCCAAUAGUGCUUCAGUAGUUUCUAAUGGCAGUGGUGUGCACCAUGAGAAUGGGUUGACAAAUGGAAAGAAGCACCACGAGAACGGAUCCUCCCACAGUGGUAAGAUGAAGAAAGCCUAGACAGGCAAGAGAAUAACAUCCAAAAUGCAUGACCACGAGUGCCUGCACAAAAUGCCAUGGAUUCCAAAGAGUGUUUUGGGACUGUUUUUCUCACCAUGUCCUUUUUUUUUGUUUGUUUGUUUCCCUUUAUUUUGUAGUUUUAAUAAUGCACAAAUACAUGGGGAGAUGAAUGAGUCUGGGAUCCCUGUUUGUAUUUUUGUUAAUAAUUUUAAUGGUUAAUCUAAAGAAAAUAAAUAUUGAGCACAAUAUAUGAAGAGAAGAGCAGAGAUGUUGACUGUAUAUAAUCUUCACUGAUGUUGCUCGCCUUUUCACAUGCAGAAUGAAUGCACUCCUUACCCACCCCCCUCUCCAUGCUCACUCAGACUCCCCAGUGGCAAAUGGCACUGUACAGUUCUCCAAGUCAACUUGAGCUCCAACUGUAAAUACUGUAGGUUUACCAUCAAACUAAUGGGAUUGAUACUGUAGGGUUCUACAUUUUUGUUACUCAAGUAUAUUGACUUGAACUUCAAAUAAAUUCCAUUUUAAAAUGGGACCAUAUGAAUAUU
Pygocentrus nattereri (red-bellied piranha) is the source of this 1855-nucleotide messenger RNA. It is a transcript of the gene elovl1b, whose product is annotated as ELOVL fatty acid elongase 1b. Bases 327 to 1310 code for a protein of 327 amino acids. Gene Ontology annotation, biological process: fatty acid elongation, saturated fatty acid; very long-chain fatty acid biosynthetic process; sphingolipid biosynthetic process. Gene Ontology annotation, cellular component: endoplasmic reticulum membrane; endoplasmic reticulum. The transcript has 10 exons. The record is from RefSeq and is a predicted model, not a curated record. Gene Ontology annotation, molecular function: fatty acid elongase activity. Lineage: Eukaryota; Metazoa; Chordata; Actinopteri; Characiformes; Serrasalmidae.